CAGUGUGUAGAGUGGGAGAGGCAUGUCAUUAUAUACUGUCUGUAGCUGUUACAAAACCACUUCUUACUUAACCAGGGACAGCACUGCACAUGUCAGACACACAGAGGACUCCAGUAUACAGUAUAUACAGUGACAGCAACAGCAGCACCUGCACAACGGCUGGGGACAGAUCAGUAAAAACAGAUACUUGUCCACCAUAAGUGUAAAAUGCUGAAGACAGUGAAACAAGCUUUAUUCUCAACCAGUCUGCAGAACCCGAAGUGGACAGCAUUGGAAACUCAGACCCCAUGGCUAUCCUAUUUGCAGGACCACCUUCAACUUACUCCCAGACUCGUCAUUUUUCCACCUUGUGGCUUCUUACUGAUGUUUGCAAUGAACACCACUUCUUCAGAGUAUGAAAUGCGACAAUAUGAACCUGCAAAAUGGGUGAGCACUGAGGUGAAAUCCAUGAAAGACUGGGACAGUGCUGUCAGUGUCGGCUUCAUGCGUCUCUUCAACUAUAUUCAGGGAAGCAAUGCAAAAAAUGUUAAGGUCGAAAUGACUGCACCAGUGACAACUUACGUGGAGCCUGGGGCAGGGCCAGCCUGUGAAUCCACAUUCACCAUUUCAUUUUACAUUCCAACUGAACACCAAGAUGAUCCACCCCAACCUUCUGAAAGCAGCGUAUUUGUUACAGAAAGACCAGGAACAACUGUUUAUGUCAGGUCAUUUGGAGGGUACACUAAUGGUGCAAAGAACCUAGAACACAUAUCGAAGUUGUCAGAACACUUGAAACAGGACGGAAAAGUUUUUGAUGAAAAUGUCUACUACAGCGCGGGCUAUGACAGUCCAUUUAAGCCAAUAAACCGACAUAACGAGGUGUGGCUGAUAGCGAAAUAAUGAAACCUCCUAAAGCUCUAUCAUGUGCCUUGUAGUCCUUAUUGAGACAUGUCUAAAACUUUGAGGAGAUUUAAAAGAAAAGUGUACCUAAAUGUUUAUGUAGGUUUUUGUUUCAUUGUGUUGAAUGUUAGUGUGUCAAACAAUGUCGCCAGGUUUUUCAUGUCUCUGGAAGCAGAAAAAAAGCCCUUAAAUGUCAGUCAGUCUUUUAAAUACUAUAAGCAAUGACUUUCUGAGAUCAGACUACAUUGGCAUUUGCUCAGUGUGGACCCUAUAGUAUGGACUGUAUAGUGAAUGGUGCCUUAGAUUGGGAUUGUUAAUAACUAUUGAGAAGAAACGUUCUAUUUACAGUGACCUUGUUACAAAAUGGGUGAAGGUGUGUUUAUAUAUGUAUCUAUAUUUGUAAUGUAUGUGCGAAUAUGUGUUACUAAAUAGAUGCUAGACCUACACACACACAUAAAAUAAAGAAAUAUUGACAUGCUUGCAUUAUUAAA
Molecule: messenger RNA, 1370 nt
Organism: Pseudophryne corroboree (corroboree frog)
Lineage: Eukaryota; Metazoa; Chordata; Amphibia; Anura; Myobatrachidae
Gene: HEBP2
Product: heme binding protein 2
Exons: 7
Coding region: 208-879 (223 amino acids)
Cellular component (GO): cytoplasm
Molecular function (GO): heme binding
Source: RefSeq, a predicted model, not a curated record